AUGGGAAGUUUGACAGCAGCGACACCUCAUGUGCGACAUUAUAAUUCUCCUCCCUCAGUCACUGAUGCAACAAGUGUAAAUAUUCUUCAAUGCAAGAAUAUUAUUGCCAAAGUUAGUGAAGCUUCUGCACAGAUUUUUAAUCAUCCAAGGAAGGUUUCUGAAUGUAAGGGUGUUUACAUGUCCACGUCAUUUGGAUCAUCAUUCAUUGGAAACAGUGGCUUAAAUUUGAAUAUGAUUUCAAUUCAUUACCAAAGGCGUUCGAUGUUCAUAAAUAAUCUUUUUUGGGAGUUUUCUGCAGAAGUGUCUGUCAACAUUUAUGUAGCUUUCGUGCUUUCGACCAUCAUGAGGGAUUCAUCUGCUUCCAUAAACAUUUCAAUUAACUGCUGGAAACUUCGAGAUAUGUAG
Messenger RNA from Clunio marinus, 405 nucleotides. NCBI's taxonomy places the organism in Eukaryota, Metazoa, Arthropoda, Insecta, Diptera, Chironomidae. The record is from the annotation of a GenBank genome assembly.